CUGCUGGGUCCGUGCUGGCGGCUGGAACCGAGAAGACUGCGUUUGCUGCGGUGUCUCUCGCGCCGGUGUGGUGCCGUGCGCCCGGAAACUAAGAAAAGAAGGGCUAGAGUAAGUGUUCCCCUCGGCCGCUCGAGUCGGUACUAUAGUAUUUCCUUCCCGUCAGGCCAGUGGCUAUAGGGACCAGACCCCGCCCCCUUCUCGGCCUAGACUCCCUUUCCCUCCCUGCCCCUUUCCCACCGGGUACCCCUCAUUUCCUCUUGUUCUGCCUGCGAAUCCCCGCCAAAGUCAUGAAGCUCGUGAGGAAGGACAUUGAGAAAGACAAUGCGGGCCAGGUGACCCUGGUCCCCGAAGAACCUGAGGACAUGUGGCACACCUACAAUCUAGUGCAGGUGGGCGACAGCUUGCGUGCCUCCACCAUCCGCAAGGUACAGACUGAGUCCUCCACGGGCAGCGUAGGAAGCAACCGGGUCCGCACUACUCUCACUCUCUGCGUGGAGGCCAUCGAUUUUGACUCUCAAGCCUGCCAGCUGCGGGUUAAGGGGACCAACAUCCAAGAGAAUGAGUAUGUCAAGAUGGGGGCUUACCACACCAUCGAGCUGGAGCCCAACCGCCAGUUCACGCUGGCCAAGAAACAGUGGGACAGUGUGGUUCUGGAGCGCAUCGAGCAGGCCUGUGACCCAGCCUGGAGCGCAGAUGUGGCGGCUGUGGUCAUGCAGGAAGGCCUCGCCCAUAUCUGCUUAGUCACUCCCAGCAUGACCCUCACUCGGGCCAAGGUGGAGGUGAACAUCCCUAGGAAACGGAAAGGCAACUGUUCCCAGCAUGACCGGGCCUUGGAGCGAUUCUACGAACAGGUGGUCCAGGGUAUCCAGCGCCACAUAAACUUUGAUGUUGUGAAGUGCAUCCUGGUGGCCAGCCCAGGAUUCGUCAGGGAGCAGUUCUGCGACUACAUGUUUCAACAAGCAGUGAAGACCGACAACAAAGUGCUCCUGGAAAACCGGUCCAAAUUCCUUCAGGUACAUGCCUCCUCUGGACACAAGUACUCCCUGAAAGAGGCCCUUUGUGACCCUUCUGUAGCUAGCCGCCUUUCAGACACUAAAGCCGCUGGGGAAGUAAAGGCUUUGGAUGACUUCUAUAAAAUGUUACAACAUGAACCUGACCGAGCUUUUUAUGGACUCAAGCAGGUAGAGAAGGCCAAUGAGGCUAUGGCAAUCGACACAUUGCUCAUCAGUGAUGAGCUUUUCAGGCACCAGGAUGUAGCCACACGGAGCCGAUAUGUGAAGCUGGUGGACAGUGUGAAAGAGAAUGCGGGCACUGUUAGGAUAUUCUCUAGUCUUCAUGUAUCUGGAGAACAGCUCAGUCAGUUGACUGGAGUGGCUGCCAUUCUCCGCUUCCCUGUCCCUGAACUCUCUGACCAAGAGGAUGAUUCCAGUUCUGAGGAAGAUUAAUGAUUGGAACUUCUAACUUAGACAAUCUGUGUCUCCAUUGUUACAUUUCCUUAGCAUCCUGGCAGAAAGCUGCAAGGCACUUUGUGAUUCUUACAGGAAUUUCUCAUGUAUUUGGUCACACUAGGUAUUGUGUGAUUGGCAGGACAUGUAUUCAAACCAAACAAUAAAUUAAAAGGAAAUAAUC
Neofelis nebulosa (Clouded leopard) is the source of this 1629-nucleotide messenger RNA. It is a transcript of the gene PELO, whose product is annotated as pelota mRNA surveillance and ribosome rescue factor. The record is from RefSeq and is a predicted model, not a curated record. The coding region runs from base 288 to 1445 and encodes 385 amino acids. Gene Ontology annotation, biological process: ribosome disassembly; nonfunctional rRNA decay; nuclear-transcribed mRNA catabolic process, non-stop decay. NCBI's taxonomy places the organism in Eukaryota, Metazoa, Chordata, Mammalia, Carnivora, Felidae. Gene Ontology annotation, cellular component: cytoplasm. The transcript is spliced from 2 exons.